UGUUCUGAAACAGUAAGGGAAAGAGAUAAGAAAGAGAAAACAACAGUACAAGAGCCAUAUUAGUUGCUGAGAAGAAGACCGAAUGGUUUUCCUUUUGCUUCAACCAUGUUCUUCCCUAAACCCAUCGCCUUUCUGCUAUCGGUUCUUCUUUCUUUCAUUUGGCUAAGAACAAACAAGCUUGAUGCCGCUACGCUGCCUCAAAAUGAAGUGGAUGUUAUCAACCGAAUUGCCAAAACGAUGGGAAGUAACGACCGGAAUUUCGAUGCCGGCAGUUGCAAUGUCUCGGAUAAAGUGGACUUGGGUGCCGAGAAAAACAUUACCUGCACUUGCCAGAACGACACCUGCCACGUUACGCAUAUUUAAGUUUCCCGGAGGACAAAACAAUUUAUAAAUGGGUGAAAAGAAUAACUGAUAUUUGGGUUUGUUUUGGAGUUUUUAGAAUAUUCAAGCAUCAGAAUCUUCCAGGAGCACUUCCACCUGAACUUGUAAAUCUUCCAUAUCUCAAAGUGAUGUAGGCAUCCCUGUUCUCUCUUUCUCAAGUCUCUCUUAAUUUUUGCUUAUUAAGUGUGUUUAAGCGGCAUAUGCAGUGAUUUUGCAUAUAACUAUCUCAAUGGGUCAAUUCCACUUGAAUGGGCUUCAAUGCAACUUGAGUACAUCUUUGUCUUUGUUAUUAAUCGACUAUCCGGGAGUAUUCCGACUUAUUUGGGGAACAUUACCAGCCUUGCAUACUUAGACCUUGAAGCAAAUCAAUUUUCAGGACAAGUCCCUCCAGAGAUUGGAAAGUUAGUUAACUUGAGAACUUUAAGAUUAUCUUACAACAGACUGACCGGAGAUUUGCCGGUGCAACUUGCUGAACUGAAAAACUUGACGGACUUAUAAGGUUUUCGGCUUUUCGUCUGGUAGGAUGCACGAAAUGCUUGGUAGAAAUUUAAGUAUUGUAAAAUUCUUUUUCAUAAAAUGCAGUAGGAUAAAUGACAACAACUUUAAUGGGAGUACACCAACUUUCUUUCAGAACUGGAAGAAUCUUAGAAGGAUACUUAGCCUACACUCUUUCUAUACUUACCCUUCGAACUAUCUUUAUCUCCAUUAAUUAUAACUUCCAACUACGUUCCGAUCGAAUGAAUCUACUUUCUCAACAA
Gossypium raimondii (Peruvian cotton) is the source of this 1139-nucleotide messenger RNA. Its product is annotated as leucine-rich repeat protein 1-like. The transcript has 5 exons. NCBI's taxonomy places the organism in Eukaryota, Viridiplantae, Streptophyta, Magnoliopsida, Malvales, Malvaceae. The record is from RefSeq and is a predicted model, not a curated record. Gene Ontology annotation, molecular function: protein binding. Bases 640 to 879 code for a protein of 79 amino acids.